ACUGCCUAGUCUAAAGAUAGGCGUGCUGAUCAUGGGCCUCUUCUGGGUCUACGAUGUCUUCAUGACCUUCAUCACACCCCUCUUCACGCACAACGGCGAAUCGGUAAUGGUUGCCGUGGCAACGGGGUCGGGUGGAGAGCAGAUCCCAUUGGUGUUCAAGGUCAUGGAGCCAAACCAGUCGCUGGUGGAGCUUGCCUGUGGUUUGGGCCACGCCUAUGGAAUGCUCGGCUUUGGGGAUGUUUGCAUACCUGGAGUGUUCAUCUGCUAUCUGCUGUCUGUAGAUAG
This is a messenger RNA of Sphaeroforma arctica JP610, 285 nucleotides long. NCBI's taxonomy places the organism in Eukaryota, Ichthyosporea, Ichthyophonida. The record is from the annotation of a RefSeq genome assembly.